AUGACUGUCAUCUACACUUGCUGUGGUUAUGGAAGCUGGGCCAUUGUUGGAGAUGGUGAUUUGGGGUGCUGCGGAAGAGAUGAUGUGGUUGUGGGGUGCUGCAGGAUGGUCAUGAUGGAUCAAGUGCCCAUGACCCCCCCAAAUGCACUUAAUUCCUCGUGA
Messenger RNA from Dovyalis caffra, 162 nucleotides. Lineage: Eukaryota; Viridiplantae; Streptophyta; Magnoliopsida; Malpighiales; Salicaceae. The record is from the annotation of a GenBank genome assembly.